Molecule: messenger RNA, 5738 nt
Organism: Triplophysa rosa
Lineage: Eukaryota; Metazoa; Chordata; Actinopteri; Cypriniformes; Nemacheilidae
Gene: elnb
Product: elastin b
Exons: 53
Coding region: 83-4678 (1531 amino acids)
Molecular function (GO): extracellular matrix structural constituent
Source: RefSeq, a predicted model, not a curated record
UUCAAGACACGGGUGUGCAGUGAUUUGCUUUUGGGGGAUAAAACCCUCGGUUUAGGAGUGGAGAGGGGUAUUACAGAGCAGGAUGGUUUGGAGAAAGGUACCUCUGCUCCUGCACGGAUUUCUACUGCUGGUGGUGUGUAGACCCUCCCUUCAAGGAGGAAUCUACAUACCAGCUGGUGGAGGGGCCGGAACUGGAGCUGGAACGGGAUUAGGUGUAGGAACUGGUCCUGGUGGAGCUCUCGGAACAGGGCUGGGAACUGGAAUCAGACCUGGAGCUGGUUAUGGAGGUGGUGUAGGUCCUGGGGGACUGGGUGUUGGAGGUCUUGUCCCAGGGGGAGUUGGUCCUGGUGGUUAUGGCACGGGUCCUGGUGUAGGUGGAGUAGGAGCUGGAGGGUUAGGGCAAUUUGUCAAGCCACCUAAAACAGGAGGAUAUGGCGGUCUAGCUGGACCUGGACUAGGUGCUGGUACUGGUCUUGGAACUGGAGGAGUUGGUCCUGGUGGGAUUGGUCCAGGAGGAAUAGGACCAGGAGGCAUUAGACCUGGUGGCAUAGGACUAGUGGGAACAGGUCCAGGAGGCAUUGGACCUGGUGCUGGUUUUGGAACUACAGGCUUUGGAGCAGGUGUUGGUGGCAAACCUCCUAAACCUGGAUACGGAGGUCAAGGUAUUCCCAUCACUUCUGGUACUGGAGGUCUUGGUGGCCUUGGACUCAGACCAGGGGGUACUGGCAUUGGAGGCUUACCCUGGUAUGGUGGUGCAGGUCUAGGCACUGGUUUGGGUGCUGGUGUGGGAACUCGCGUUGGAGGGCUUAGCCCUGGCGGAAUCGGUCUUGGAGGAGCAGGAACAGGUGUGGGUGGAAAGCCCUACAAAAUAGGUAUUGGUGGUUAUGGCCCAGGAGGGGUUCAACCUGGUGGCAUUGGACUAGGUGGCGUUGGACCUGGCGGCAUUGGACCUGGUGGUUUUGGACCUGGCGGCAUUGGACCUGGUGGUGCUGGACCAGGUGGUUUUGGACCUGGUGGCAUUGUACCAGGUGGUGUUGGACCCGGUGGCAUUGUACCAGGUGGCAUUGGACCUGGUGGCGUCGGAACUGGAGCAGGCAGAAAACCUGGACAACCUGGUUAUGGUGGGCCUGGGGGAUUUGGAGGCCCAGCAUUUGGUGGAACUGGAUUUGGCCCAGGUGGUGCAGGAGUUGGUCCAGGGGGGGUUGGAAUUGGACCUGGUGGCACUGGAACUGGGCUUGGAGGAGCAGGUGUUGGACCUGGUGGAGCACCAUUUCUCCCUCAAACUGGAUUACCAGGAGCUGGAACUGGGACAGGUACUGGGAUCAAAGUUGGAAAACCUGGGAAAGCACCAGUGCCAGGCAUUGGAAUUCCUGGUCUCUACCAGGGCGGUAUUGUUCCUGGACAAGGUUUUGGUGGUAGAGGCGUUCUGCCAGGUGUAGCCACUGGAUCUCAAACUGGUCAGCUUGGUCAAGAUGCACUUGGAGCCAGUGGAGGCCGUGGUGGCUUUGGUCAGCAAUUACCAGGCAUAUUCCAGGGAUAUCCACUCAUCUCUCCAAAGUCUGGAGGUAAAAGCGCUGCAAAGUCUCAGGCUAAAGCUGCCAAGUAUGGUGCUGGUGUUGUGCCUGGACUAGGUGGAGGUCUUGGAAUAGGUGGCGUACCUGGUGCAGGUGGGGUGCCUGGAUUAGGCGGUGUACCGGGAGUAGGAACUGUACCAGGAGCAGGAGGUUUACCCGGAGUGGGUGGUGUACCCGGAGUGGGUGGUGUACCCGGAGUAGGAGGUGUACCUGGUGUAGGCACUGGAGUCAUUCCUGGAGCUGGUGGUAUCUAUCCUGGAGCUGCAGCAAAAGCUAGGAAAUAUGCUUCAGGGAUAGGGACUGGAGGACUUCCUAUUUCUGGUUUUGGAGUAGGUGGUGUUGGUGCUGGAGGACUUCCUGGCUCUGGUUUGGGAGUGGGUGGUCUUGGUGCUGGAGGACUUCCUGGUUCUGGUUUGGGAGUGGGUGGUCUUGGUGGACCCCUUGGUUCUGGUUUAGGAGCUGGUGGUCUUGGAGCAGGACCCGGAGUCAGUGCUGAUGCAUAUGCUGCAGCCAAAGCAAGGAAAUACGCUCAGCUUGGAAGACCUUGGGGGGGUUUAGGUACCGGAGUCCAACCUAGUGGUGGACUUGGAACUGGUGCACUACCUGGUGGAGGAUUUGGGACUGGUGCACUACCAGGUGGGGGACUUGGAACUGGUGCACUACCUGGUGGAGGACUUGGUGUAUUUCCUGGUGGAGGACUUGGUGUAUUUCCUGGUGGAGGAGCUGGAGGACUUCCUGGUGCUGGAACAGGCUACGGAGCAGAUGCAAAAGCCCGUAAAUAUGCUCUACUCAGAGGUGCUGGUGCUGGUGUAGGCCCAGGAACUGGAUUUGCUCCAGGUGUUGGUGGAUUACCAGGUGGUUUGGGACCAGGUGGGACAGGUGCUGGACUUGGACAAGGAGCAAUUCCAGGUGUUGGCUAUGGACCAGGAGUUGUUCCUGGAAGUGGAUUUGGACCUGGAGGAUAUGCUGGGGCCAAAGCUCGCAAAUAUGCUGGUGGAACAGGAUUGCCUGGAGGGUUAGGAGGAGCACUUGGUGGUGGAGCAGUGCCAGGUGUUGGUGGAACUGGACCUGGAGGAGUACCAGUUGGUGGUUAUGGACCAGGAGGGGUGCCUGUUGGUGGUUAUGGACCAGGAGGGGUGCCUGUUGGUGGUUAUGGACCAGGAGGGGUGCCUGUUGGUGGUUAUGGACCAGGAGGGGUGCCUGUUGGUGGUUAUGGACCAGGAGGGGUGCCUGUUGGUGGUUAUGGACCAGGAGGUGUACCUGCUGGAGGAUACAGACCUGGCUCUGGAGCAUAUCCAGGUGGACCCAAGGCCUUAAAAUAUGGUCCAGGUGGGGGUGGAACAGCUCCCGGAGUUGGAACAGGUGCAGGGUUAGCUGGUGGUUAUGGUACUGGUACUGCAGGAGUUCCUGGAGCUGAAUUUGGUGUUGGAGCAGGAUUGCCUGGUGGUGGUGCUGCUGGAACAGGAGGCAUAGGAGGGCUUGUGCCUGGCUAUGGAACGGGCAUUGGAGGAUAUGGACCUGGAUCAAAAGCAGCUAAAUAUGGUUUACCUGGUUCUGGUGGAGUGUUAGGAGCAGGAGGCGUGCCAGGAGCUGGAACAGGAGUGGCAGCAGGCCCAGGAGUUCUGCCUGGAGGGAUCGGGACCGGUACUGGAUAUGGGGGUUAUGGAGGUUAUGGAGGUGCAAAACCACCUAAAUAUGGACAACCUGUUGGUGGGACUGGAGGUGUGUUAGGUGGUUUAGUACCUGGAACUGGUGUAGCUGGUGCCACAGGAGUUGGACCUGGUGGGGCUGGAGGUAUAGCUGGUACCAAGGCAGACAAAUAUGGGGUGCCAGGUAGUGUGCUUGGAGGAACAGCUAUUCCAGGCAGUACAGCCUCUUCCGGCGCAGAUCGCUUUAAACCUGGAGUUGAUGGAGUGAUUGGCAGACUUGAUGGAACCCAUGGGGUUGGAGAAGGUCAAGGUGGAACUAACGCUCCCAAGACUGAAUCUGGAGGAUCAAUAGAAGGAUCAGGUGUUACGGAUGGACUUGAUGGAGUUACUGGGACAGGAAUACCCAUUAUAGCCGGAGGAAAACCAGGAGUUGGUGAUGGUGGGACGCUACCAGGAGCCAAACCACUAAAACCCCCAGUUAUUGGAGGUGGCGCAAUUGCUGGACGUGGAGACACUCCAGGCACUAUUGACAGAGGACUUGGAAGUGUAGGCACAGGUCCAGGAGGAGUCGGUGUAGUCCCAGGAGGAGUCGGUGGUGUUCCAGGAGGAGUUGGUGCAGUUAAACCUCCUAAAGGGGGUGCUGGCCUUAUACCAGGAGGUCAUGGCCUUAUACCAGGAGGUGCCGGCCUUGUACCAGGAGGUGCUGGUCUUAUACCAGGAGGUGCUGGCCUUGUACCAGGAGGUGCCGGUCUUGUACCAGGAGGUGCCGGCCUUAUACCAUGGGGUGCCGGCACAGUUGGAGUGCAGAAACCAGGCAAAGGUUAUGGUGGAGUUGGAGGUUUAGGACCUGGUGGGAUCCUGCCAGGAACUGGCAUCAGGUUUCCAAGUGGGGCAGCAGUGGGCAUCAAACCAGGAAAAACUUACGGAGCAGGAGGUACCCUUGGGGGUUUUGGAGGGCCAGGUGGAUAUGGAACAGGACCUGGUGGUUAUGGUACUGGCCUAGGUGGUCAGGGUGGACUUGGAGGACCUGGGAUUGGGUAUGGAGGUUUGGGUGGAGCUGGAACUGUGGGUGGUCUUGGAGGAGUUGGUGGGAUCCCAGGUGGAGGUGCUGGAAGUCCAUUUGGAACUGGAGGUCUCAGGUACCCAGGUGGGGCAGGAGCAGGGAAACCUGCUAAAACAGGAUUUGGCACAGGUGCCUAUGGUGGUCAAGGCUAUCAGCCAGGCGGUGCAGUGCCAGGAUAUGGUACUGGUGUAGGUCCUGGUGGUGCUUAUCAACAACCAUAUCCAGGAUAUGGUGGUGCUGGUACUGGUGCAGGUGCAGGUGCAAGUGCCCCACUUACACCUCAACAAUUGAAAGCAGCCAAGUAUGCAGCACUUCAAGGCUUUCUAGGUGGGGGAGGCUACAGAGGAGGCGCAGGAUGUCAAGGCACAUACUGCGGAAGGAGGAGGAAGUGAGAUACCAGCGGCGAGAAAUGACCUCAUACUAAACAAGUGGUGCUACUGCCUACUCUCAAAUGCACUUUUUACAGUUAAAACAGUGCCUCGUGUAAUGACGGUGUAUGACAGAGAAUUUCAACAUCAAUGAGAUUAACCGUAUGAUUAUGUGUGAACUGAACAAGUGUCAUGUAAACCUCUUUGCACUGCAGAAGAUCUCACUGUGCAUUUCUUUUACAAAUGUAAUGUUUAACCAACUUUCGUUUUAAAAGAGCUUUUAAUUAUUUUUAUAUUAUUUGCAACCCAACAGUUUAAAGUUACAGUCAAGCAGACCAUAGAGGCCUAAAAGUUGCUCACUCACACUUACUGUAAGUAGCUGAAUAUCCAGACAUGUGAUGUCUGGGGACGUGUCGCUUCUAUUUCAGGAUGAUCUGUGACCGUGGAUGCAGCGGUGUCAUAGGCUACGUGUUCGGUCCACAUAUAAAAACGCAUGUAAUUCUGUCUCAUGCUGUCGUAAAGCAAUAAGAAUCUCUUCAUAACUGUUUGCGUAUGACUGCAUUAAUACACCAAUCUUUCUUUUCCAAAGAGUUACAGUCAUUGAAAUGAGUCACUUAAAGAAUAGUCAUUUAGAAACUUUAGAGCGAAAUGUUAAAUGUGCAAUUAAGUUCACAGUACCUGAGGGUUAUAAGCUGUCUUCAAAGAUACCUCAGGAACUUGAAGCGGUUUCUUUUCUAGUUUAUCUGACCCCAUAACGCCUUGUUUUUCGUGUGUUUGUUUGUUUAUGGUAACGCUUCUUAAAUUAAGGAUAUCUAUGCAUUUAACCUAACUAGUUCUGGGGUUUGUAAGCAAUGCGUGUCGUGGAUGGUGUAUCUGUUUGUGUAAGUGCAACUAUUCAAAUGUGACCUGAAAGUUUGAGAAUAGAAAUUCAUACAUCUUGCAGUUUUUUGUUUUGUCGUUGAUUUUCAGUAAGGUGCACUUUUUACAUCAAAUUUUGUGAAAUUCCAUCCACUUCACCUUUUUUAUGACUUGAUUUUGAUUGUGCCUUUUAUAUAUUAAACAUUUCUAAAAUAAAUUGUGUAAA